This is a messenger RNA of Chilo suppressalis (striped riceborer), 2914 nucleotides long. NCBI's taxonomy places the organism in Eukaryota, Metazoa, Arthropoda, Insecta, Lepidoptera, Crambidae. The record is from the annotation of a GenBank genome assembly.
AUUUGAUUGUUGUUGUGGGAGGUUGUGUCACUUCAAAUAAAUAUUUUAUUUCGUCAAUAACGCGUUCUCGUGACUUAAAUUGAAAAUAUGCCUGUAGAGCUGGAAUACGAUUAUGAGUCUGUGACGGCAUCGAUGGAUAUAUUUUCUGAGGAUGAUAUAAAUUCACUUAAACAGUGGACUCAAAAUUUAGAUAAAUCGAAAUACGUGCCGAAAGAUUUAACUACUAAACAGUUAGUGUUAUUUUAUAAUGCUUGUUAUGGAGAUUUAGACAGGACAAAAGGGUGUAUAGAGAAAUAUUAUUCGUGUCGAAAGAAUGCUCCGGAAUUUUUUGACAAUCGUCGCAUGAAUUCUCCUGAAAUUCUUCCUAUCAUUGAAGCGCUGGAGUUCUCGUUGCUGCCCGGCAAGUCGUGCGAGGGCUAUGACGUCAUAUAUCACCGCCUGCACCAGACGGAGCCGUCCAAGUAUCACUUCGACAUGGGCGUCAAGCUGUUCUUCAUGACAAUUGACAUGUACCUGAGCAAGAGGGGACCACAGUCGGGCCUGAUUUUCCUAUUCGACAUGAGGGGGGUGAAACUGGGCCAUAUUGCACGCUGUGGAUUAUCAGGGUUCCGUAAGUUCUUCACGUACAUCCAGGAGGCCAUGCCGCUAAACUUCCACCACAAGGACGAAGACAUGGACAAGUUCUUCGCCACAGUCAUACCCAGGUCGGUAGUGCCUUCAGACAACGGCGGCUCAGCACCGGACACCCAGACUUUGCACAAGAAAUGUAUGCACCAUCUCCAGGCAAUGCAAGAAUACUUCGUGGCAGAAGAGGAGCAAAGAAUCGCGGCGUUACCAGAUAAGAAAAGAGACAAGGCUAUGGAGAAGGCUUAUAUGUAUGUUAUGUCAACUAUGAGUUUCGUGGAUAACAACCAAUUCGAAGUGAAACCAAACCCGAAGAGCAAGAGGAAGAUCACAACCCCUUGUCCCAACACUUAUCACAACCCUGGACUAGAUCUUCUAGCGAACGAGGAUCCCAUGUGCAACACAGCCAUGGAGGUGUUACCCGUGAAGAAAAGAAAACGAUCAAAGAGCUGCGAUGUUGCUGCAUUUGAGAAUGUUUGCCUAGACUCAGGCGUAAGCAAGGCGGCAGUCAAUGAGUUCCUGGCUAAAGAACUGGAGAAUGUACGUAAAACGAUGAGACAGUGCGAUACUGUGAUCAUUAAAGAGAUGUCAACAUGCACCCAGAAUUCAUAUAGCUUAACCGCUGACAAAGAAAACAUUAUGCCAGAUAAAGCUUCACCAAUUUAUACUAAUGUAAAUAUUUUCAAAGAUAUAACAGAGAUUACUCUGAAUGAAGAAGAGUCAGUAACCUCAAUAUCUAAUACCCCCCAAUGUAUGGAUAUGAAUAGAUUUGAACCAAAUAUCAGUGCCAUUGAAAUGGAUUCUGGUAUAUCAGUUUUAGAACAAAAAUCCUUUUCAGCAGCAACAAAUAGUCAAAUUAUUAAUGAUGACACUCUUGAUACAUCAAUAAAUGCUGUAAAUUUACAGAAAAAUGUCACAAACCAAGUGAUAAUUAAUAACACUAGUAAUAUAAAUCUCAGCUUUAUUGAUCGUUUAGCAUUAGACUCACCAAACCUUUCUAACCAAUCAUUGUAUUUUGAUGAUGAUUUAAAUGAAAGUAACAUAAUGGAAAUAAAAACAAUUACAAUCAUUACCAAGAAGAAGAAAGUAGUUGACAAAAAAAGGAACACAAAUCCAUUUUUGGACCCCAAUUUGGAUGAUAACUAUUCCGAUAAUAUAGAGAAUCCAUUUCUCAAUGUGAAUGAAACUAAACCUGAGUUAGAAUAUAAUGAUGUAGCAAUGGCUCGACAGAUUGAAAACAAUAUACCUCAUGGAAGUAAUAUAAUGCCUCGUAGAUUAUUUACUGGUGACACAAACAGUACCAUAUCAACAGUUAACGAAUCUAUGAACAAUGACCACCAUGACUACGAAAAUAUUGACAAUUACAGGAGUGAAAGCCCUAUCUAUGAAAAUGUAAGUGAAGAGAUGAUUGAAGCAUACAACAAACAAAGCAAAAUCCUGGGGUGUGACGUUUCAAGAUUCAGUGCAAUCGACAUUAUGAAUCUUAACAAGCAAAUUGAGGCAGACACUUCUAAUGAAUCCAACAAUGCAAAGAAAGAUUUCAAGCACCAAAUACUCAAAGCCAGUAAUAAGUUAUCCAAGAAAGUGUUUAAGACACUAAAGAGAACAUUCAAACAUGAUAAAGUAGACCACAAUGUUACUUUGAAUCCUUAUGAAGUACCGAGGAAACCACCCAAACAAAAAUCAGUUCCUAAAGACUCGGGCAUAGAAAACCCAGCCCUUAACUUAGACAAUUCUGAUGAAAUUGAGAUAGAAGAAAUAGAUGAUGAGGAACAUCAGUAUGAAACAGUGAAAACUAUCAGGAAUACACAGCUGAACAUGAAUGUGACACCUUUGAGGGAGAGAGCACUUGACAAUGACAUAUCUCAAAGCAAACCUAACACACCAGGGAAGAAGGUCCGGUUUGAUUCAACACUUAACCAAGAGAAAGUCAUAACUGGAAAUAGUUUUGAUUAUGGCAUACAAAGUCCUGGGUUCGAUGCUAAAAUUGAUAAAUACCAUGAUGAAUUAGAGAAUUGUAUCAAUGAGAGGAAAUUUAUUCAGCAAAACAUGUGAUUUGUGAUACACUUAACCAAAAUAAGCGGUAAAGAUGUCCAUUGACAAAUUAAAUCAUGGAAAAUACGAUUGUGAAAUAGUGUUUUUUUAGAAAUACAUAUUGAAAGUUCAUGAGAUAUAGGGGCCAUGAAGUUCGACUUUAGCAAAAAAAUGUACACCUUAUGGUACUUGAAUUUACAGUAUUUUUCAACAUUUAUAAAAUAUUUCUUCUUACAGUAAUGAGUAUUUGCAGAGA